Molecule: messenger RNA, 1193 nt
Organism: Exaiptasia diaphana
Lineage: Eukaryota; Metazoa; Cnidaria; Anthozoa; Actiniaria; Aiptasiidae
Product: protein arginine N-methyltransferase 3
Exons: 14
Biological process (GO): peptidyl-arginine methylation
Cellular component (GO): nucleus
Molecular function (GO): protein-arginine N-methyltransferase activity
Source: RefSeq, a predicted model, not a curated record
UUUAAAGAUGGCGGACGAACUGGAUGUCUAUGAGAGUCACCCAAUGCAAGAUAGUGAUGAUGAUGCCGAUGAUGACUGGGAGGAAGUUGAUGAAGAUGACGAGACUCCAACCAAGUGUUUGUUUUGUAAYGUYGUGUGUGACAACUCACACUCCACAUUGAAACAUUGUAUAGAUGUUCAUGGAUUUAAUUUGUACUCAGUAAAGCACCGCUUUGAACUAGACUUUUAUGGCUGUAUCAAAUUGAUAAAUUACAUCAGAAAGAAGAAUAUUUCAGUUGACCAUUUGGCAUCUGUAUGUCAACCAUACCCAUGGGAAGAUAAAGAGUUCCUUCAACCAGCUCUUAAAGAUGAUCCACUGUUGUGGUUCGAUUUUGAUGAAGAACUGGAAAAAUUUAAAGACUGUGAAGCAAGUUUAAUGUCAAAUGGACUGGGGAAAGAUGGUGAAGGCUUUGUGCCAAUACAGCAGUACAAUGAACUCAAGAGCAGGUUGUUAUUAACAGAGGAAAGAGCAGUUAAAGCUGAAACUGAUCUGGCAAAAGCUAGAGAUGACAUUAACCAAUUAAGAAUAUUAGCAAAAUCAUUUCUUGAAGAUUAUACUCCAAAAAGCAGAACACACAAAAGUUCCACAGGAUCUUCAAGUAAAAAUGUUGACGACAAUGAUGAGGACAGUGCUUACUUUAGCUCUUAUGCUCACUUUGGAAUCCAUGAGGAAAUGUUGAAGGAUAAAGUAAGGACAGAGAGCUACAGAGAUUUUAUCUUGGGAAAUCCACAAUUUUUUCAGGAUAAGGUUGUGCUCGAUAUUGGCUGUGGAACUGGUAUUUUAUCCAUGUUUGCUGCUAAAGCUGGAGCUCGGCAUGUAGUYGCMGUUGACCAGUCAGAAAUCAUAUAUCAAGCUAUGGACAUUGUACGUGAAAAUGGACUUGAAAAGGUUGUCACUUUGGUAAAAGGAAAAGCUGAAGAAAUCUCACUUCCAGUCGAUAAAGUAGAUGUUAUUAUAUCAGAAUGGAUGGGUUAUUUCCUCUUGUUUGAGUCUAUGUUGGAUACUGUACUGUUUGCUAGAGAUAAAUGGCUCUCACCAACAGGAAAAGUUUUUCCAGAACACUGCACAAUUCAUCUAAUGGCAAUGGGAACUCUUGAGAAUCAACCAACAAAAUUAAGCUUUUGGGAUGAUGUAUAUGGAUUUAAAAUGUCUU